AUGGUUAUCAAUACUAUCAAUCGAAGGAUCUUCCAGACGAAAAAAGUGGCCUCAUUGUUAACAUCAUCUCGAUUUUUAUCAAUCUCCAAUCAAAAUUUAUUUAUCUAUAAAGAUAAAAAUGUUACCAUUGAAGCACCAGUGUAUAAAAAGGGCGGUAACAGACUAGCCAACGCCAUAAAAUAUGUGAACGAGGUUGAUGCCACCAGAAAGUUGAUUGACAAGAUACCUGAUCAAGCUAAGGCUACGGUGUUAUUGGAGCGAAUUGAAGGAAAUCCUGAGCUUCUUUUCUAUGUUGCCAUGUUUCACCAUCAACUUGCCAAGAUUGGUAUUACACAAAACAACGAAGAUAGAACCAGUUUACUCUGGAAGUACCGUUGGAGCUAUGUAACUCUGCUCAAAAAGGUACAUGGCAUUUUCUUUGAUCUUUGUCAAGUUUUAGGAGUUACUGAAAACAAACACAAAUUGGGGUUCACACCAGAUAAAAUUGGAAUAUUGGAUCCUAAUAACUUCACUUCUGAACAAUACCAGGAGUUACAAACUGGGAAGUACAAGGGUACUGAUUAUAGUGAGAUCCUUAUGAUUGGUGAUAAUCCUUUUAAGAACAAGAAGAAGAAUCGAGUGUAG
[Candida] anglica is the source of this 624-nucleotide messenger RNA. Lineage: Eukaryota; Fungi; Ascomycota; Pichiomycetes; Serinales; Debaryomycetaceae. The record is from the annotation of a GenBank genome assembly.